Penaeus monodon (black tiger shrimp) is the source of this 786-nucleotide messenger RNA. Its product is annotated as extensin-like. The transcript is spliced from 2 exons. The record is from RefSeq and is a predicted model, not a curated record. Bases 1 to 786 code for a protein of 261 amino acids. NCBI's taxonomy places the organism in Eukaryota, Metazoa, Arthropoda, Malacostraca, Decapoda, Penaeidae.
AUGCAGGUCAAUAGACCCCAGUUGACCUCGCGUUUUUAUGUGCACUUUUCCUGCAUUACUUCACCUCAGUUCUGUCUGGUCGUUGGGGUCGUGGAAGGCGAAUCAACAGGCAAAGAGACACGCAGGCCCCUUCACCGCCCACAGGCCUUUUCACCGCCCACAGGCCCCUUCACAAGUUCCUUCACCGCCCACAGGCCCCUUCACAAGUCCCUUCACCGCCCACAGGCCCCCUCACAAGUCCCUUCACCGCCCACAGGCCCCCUCACCGCCCACAGGCCCCUUUACAAGUCCCUUCACCACCCACAGGCCCCUUCACAAGUCCCUUCACCACCCACAGGCCCCUUCACAAGUCCCUUCACCGCCCACAGGCCCCUUCACAAGUCCCUUCACCGCCUACAGGCCCCUUCACAAGUCCCUUCACCGCCCACAGGCCCCUUCACCGCCCACAGGCCCCUUCACAAGUCCCUUCACCGUCCACAGGCCCCUUCACCGCCCACAGGCCCCUUCACAAGUCCCUUCACCGCCCACAGGCCCCUUCACCGCCCACAGGCCCCUUCACAAGUCCCUUCACCGCCCACAGGCCCCUUCACAAGUCCCUUCACCGCCCACAGGCCCCUUCACAAGUCCCUUCACCGCCCACAGGCCCCUUCACAAGUCCCUUCACCGCCCACAGGCCCCUUCACAAGUCCCUUCACCGCCCACAGGCCCCUUCACAAGUCCCUUCACCGCCCACAAGCCCCUCACCCAGAGACCAAACCAGACGUCAUAUUGCUUAAUCCUUCCUGA